Molecule: messenger RNA, 1062 nt
Organism: Penicillium odoratum
Lineage: Eukaryota; Fungi; Ascomycota; Eurotiomycetes; Eurotiales; Aspergillaceae
Product: hydroxymethylglutaryl-CoA lyase
Exons: 2
Coding region: 1-1062 (353 amino acids)
Biological process (GO): ketone body biosynthetic process; L-leucine catabolic process
Molecular function (GO): hydroxymethylglutaryl-CoA lyase activity
Source: RefSeq, a predicted model, not a curated record
AUGCUCACUCGACCUCGCCUGCGCUUCUUCACAGCUCUUCGAUCGCCUAUAUGCUCACGGCGGCUUGCGACCGAGUCGCGGCUAGCCUCGGACCAUGUUCGCAUCGUUGAAGUCGGUCCUCGAGAUGGACUGCAGAAUGAGAAGCAGUCUGUCUCAAAGGAAACGAAAAUAGAGCUGAUUCAACGACUGGCCAAGACCGGCGUCACCACCAUAGAGGCAGGCUCUUUUGUUCCUGCGAAAUGGGUGCCACAGAUGGCUAGCACUUCGGAAAUCUGCGAACAGCUUCUUACGUCGCCCCCUCCAGCUCAACAUACAAUUGCCUACAACUACCUUGUCCCUAACAUCAAGGGGCUCGAGAGCCUAGUAAAAAUCAUGGAUGAGACAGGGGUUCCGGCUGAUGUGACUGGGGUCGAUUCAAAAGCCGCUACUACUACAGAGAUAUCUCUCUUCGCUGCGGCGACCGAAGCUUUCUCCAAAGCCAACACGAACUGUACUAUUGCCGAGUCCCUUGAACGGAUCAAGCCAAUUGUCGCAUUGGCGAAGACGAAGAACAUUCGGGUGCGUGGGUAUGUCUCUGUGGCUCUCGGGUGUCCUUACGAGGGUCCAGAUGUGAAACCGUCAACAGUGGCCGAUAUAACUGCUACCCUUCUGGAAAUGGGUGCCGACGAGGUCUCAGUCGCCGACACAACGGGCAUGGGCACGGCGCCACGGACGAUGGAACUUUUGCAAGCCCUGAAGGCAGCCGGGAUUGCCAAUACGGAUUUAGCGCUGCACUUCCAUGAUACAUACGGACAGGCUCUGGUGAAUACACUAGUCGGCCUGGAACAUGGCAUCCGGAUAUUUGACAGCAGCGUUGGUGGUUUGGGUGGCUGUCCAUAUUCUAAGGGUGCAACCGGAAACGUUUCGACAGAGGAUCUCAUCCAUACUGUUCACAGCCUUGGUAUGCACACGGGCGUCAGCCUGGAGGAAAUGUCACGCAUUGGGUCAUGGAUUAGUGGGGAGCUUGGUAGGGUGAACGACAGCCGAGCAGGCAAGGCCACGCUCGGCAGGCUUGCAGAGUAA